This is a messenger RNA of Dromaius novaehollandiae (emu), 1544 nucleotides long. RefSeq names its product inhibin beta C chain-like. The record is from RefSeq and is a predicted model, not a curated record. Gene Ontology annotation, molecular function: cytokine activity; growth factor activity. Gene Ontology annotation, cellular component: extracellular region. Lineage: Eukaryota; Metazoa; Chordata; Aves; Casuariiformes; Dromaiidae. Bases 44 to 1093 code for a protein of 349 amino acids. The transcript has 2 exons.
CGCGCUGCUCCCGGGUCCGUCCUGGUCCGUCCCGUCGGUGCCGAUGGAGGCGCGAGGCGCGGGCUCGUGGCUGCUGCUGGCGGCGGUGCUGUGCGCGGCGGCGGAGCCGCGGUGCCCGUCGUGCGCCGCGGGCGCGGAACGGCGGCUACUGGAGGAGGUGGCCAAGCGGCAGCUGCUGGAGAAGCUGCGGCUCCGCGAGCGGCCGCGGGUCGCCCAUGCCGUGCCCCGCGCCGCCGUGGCCCGCGCCCUGCGGCGGCUGCAGGCGGCCGGCACCCGCCGCGGCCCCGACGACGACGAGCAGGGCUACGAGAUCAUUAGCUUUGCGGAGCCAGAGCCUGUGUCUCCCUCUGGCACGGGGCUGCGGUUCCAGUUCAGCCGUACUCAGGACCAGGACAUUCACAUCCUGCAGGCCCAGCUCUGGCUCUACCUUCGAGUUCCCCGAGACCUGGCAGCCAACCUCACCCUGAGCAUCUUUCUUGCUGGCGGGGAGGGCAACUUGGCCAGGGGCAAUCGCACACUGCUGAGCGAGAGGCGACUGAGCGCCAAGGGCAGUGGCUGGCGUGCCUUCUCCCUCAUGCCUGCCCUGCAGAGCUUCUUUGGGGGAGAGCACAGGACCCUGCGGUUGGAGCUGGAAAGCCUCGGGGACAGGGGCGAGAGCGUGGCUGUGGUCAAUGCCAGCCGGUCCCACCAGCCUUUCCUCGUGGCCGAGGCAAAGGUGCAGGAGCCGGGACACCACGUGGCCAAGCGCAGCCUCCGCUGCAGCCAGAACUCCAACCUCUGCUGCCGCAAGGACUACUACGUGGAUUUCCGUGACAUCGGCUGGAAUGACUGGAUUAUUAAGCCUGAGGGCUAUCAGAUAAACUACUGUGUGGGCCAGUGCCCUCUGCAUGUGGCUGGCAGCCCUGGGAUGGCCUCUUCCUUCCAUACAGCUGUCUUCAACCUCGUCAAAGCUAACAACAUCCAAGCAUCGGGGCACUCUUGCUGCGUGCCCACGCGGCGCCGGCCGCUUUCUGUCCUCUACUUUGACCGCAACAGCAAUAUUGUCAAGACUGACAUCCCUGACAUGAUUGUUGAUGCCUGUGGCUGUAGCUAGGGGUGGGUGAGCAGUGUUGGGACCCCUCUGCCUCUUCCAGGACUGGCUUUCUGGGCACCGGGGGUUGGGGGAAGUGUCUCCCUUGGGCUGGAGUCAGACUGUGGUGUGAUGGGCCCAUUUGGGAAGCUUGUGGGGGGGUCUCAUUUUGGGGAGCAGUGUUUUUUUUGUGGAGAGCACCCCAGGGCAGGGGGCUGUGGGGCCAUGUGGGAUAGAGCAAGGCCAUGUUGCACUGCCUGGGUCUGAGCUGUGGGUGGUCGGUGACUCUGGACAUCUCUGCCCCGAUGGCUGCGUUCCUGGGGUGUGGAGCUGACCCCACACUUCUGGGGGAUGCAUCCCCCUCUGUGCAUGAACCAGAGCUUGGGGGUGGGGGGGGGCCCUGCCUUGUUCAGGGUGUCUGGUGGCAGCUUGAGACCCAGCCUCCUUGGGAGCAAAGUGGAUUGGGGAAUAGGGU